GCAGUUUGCACCCUCCAACCUCUCCCUCUUACCUCUCCGAUCUCUCUCAUGGCCAUGCGUUUCUUGAACCGCCCCCAAUUCACACUCCUCUCCCUCUCCGCAUGCCUCGUCCUCUCCUCCCUCUCCCCGCCGGCCGCGUCUCAGUCCUCCUCCAUCCACGACCUCCUCCGCUCCCGGGGCCUGCCGGCCGGCCUCCUCCCCCGUGAGAUCAGGUCCUACACCCUCUCCGGCGACGGCCGGCUGGAGGUGUUCCUCGACGGGCCCUGCCUGGCCAAGUUCGAGAACCGGGUCUUCUUCGACAGCGUCGUCAAGGCCAACCUCACCUACGGCAGCCUCAUCGGGGUGGUGGGGCUGUCCCAGGAGGAGCUCUUCCUGUGGCUCCCCGUAAAGGACAUCAUCGUCGACGAUCCCGGCUCCGGCCUCAUCCUCUUCGACAUUGGGGUCGCUCACAAGCAGCUCUCCCUCUCGCUCUUCGAAGAUCCGCCCGAUUGUAAGCCCCAGCAAGGUGUGCUGAUGAGUCAUGUGAGGAAGGAGAAAGGGUUCGGGGCUGCUCGGAGAUAGAGAAUGUCCAAAGCUUGUUCCAACUUUUGUCUCCUCCUUCUCCUUGUCUAAUAAUGAAGAACUUCCCUUAUCAUAGCAACUAUAACAUUAAAUAUUAUAUAAUAUGUGAGUAAAUGUCAUUAGAUCUUAGGCGCCGGUAGCUUUGGGUAUAGGGGGUUGUAAUUAAAGAUGUGAAUUUGGAAUCCAAAUUUAGAGUUGAAGAGACUUCGAGA
Syzygium oleosum is the source of this 773-nucleotide messenger RNA. RefSeq lists its product as uncharacterized. The transcript is spliced from 2 exons. The coding region runs from base 49 to 561 and encodes 170 amino acids. The record is from RefSeq and is a predicted model, not a curated record. Lineage: Eukaryota; Viridiplantae; Streptophyta; Magnoliopsida; Myrtales; Myrtaceae.